Messenger RNA from Mesorhabditis belari, 657 nucleotides. The record is from the annotation of a GenBank genome assembly. NCBI's taxonomy places the organism in Eukaryota, Metazoa, Nematoda, Chromadorea, Rhabditida, Rhabditidae.
AUGAGCAACGAUCGUUUCCGUGUUCCCGAUGGGCUUCGGCCACUUCUCGAGGCUUUGGCUCGCGAAUCAAUCCGUGCUCAGCCAAAGGAUUUGAUUUCUUUUGGCCAACUUUUCUUCGAUUCACUUCAACAACACAAAAUGAGUAAUCCAAGCACGAAUAUCAUCGGUGAGCCUCUUGCCUACGAAAUGUUUCGCACCGAUUUACAACGAAGGAAUAACGAGAUGGCUUCAAAAGAUGAUGAGAGACCGGGAUCUCCACUUGACACGGCUGCAACAAAGAUUCAAGCUGUAUUCAAAGGACAUAUGGUUCGCAAGAAUCCUGAGCGUUUCGGCAUCAAGCCGUCUAUGAGCAGAACUCAUAGCAGCGGAAAGAUGAGUAUGGUUGAUAACAAGAAAGAUCAAAAGCGACACAGUAUUGGCGGAUACACUAUUGAAUCGGACUCGCCCGAAGAUCGAGCUGCCACGAAAAUUCAGGCUGAGAUUCGAGGGUUCUUGGCCCGAAAAAAAGUGGAGAAAAUGAAGAAAGAAGAUGCCGAAGCGGCCACAAAAAUUCAAGCACACAUUAGGGGUUUCCUAACUCGAAAACAUCUCGAGCAACAAGGCAAAAUUUCUCCACGAGGAUCUUCAGCACACUCAUCGCGAUCCGAUUUGGAUAAG